Triticum turgidum subsp. durum (durum wheat) is the source of this 753-nucleotide messenger RNA. The record is from the annotation of a GenBank genome assembly. Lineage: Eukaryota; Viridiplantae; Streptophyta; Magnoliopsida; Poales; Poaceae.
AUGGAGGCGCUCCGGGAGGCGACGGCCGAGCUGACGGUGUACGUGCACCCCUCCAACGCCGCCGACGUCCGCUGCGCCGUCUCCCGCCAGCUCAGCACCCUCCUAUUCUCGUAUGAAGAUCGCUUUGAUGGCGUGUUGCUAUCACAUGAAGUUGAAUUCGAAGGUGACAACGAAGAUGACCAAGACAGAAAAGUUGACGGAGACGGGAAAAAGGUUAUCAACGCCAAAAUCCUGGAUGGUCUGGUACCAUAUUUUGGCGUACCGGUGACUGCGAACCUGCUGCUGUUUUCUCCCCAGCCAGAGAUGAUACUAGAAGGGAAAGUUGAAAUGCUUGGCAAGGAAUCAAUUCAUGCCAUUGUCCUGGGGGUUUUCUCAGCAGCCAUUAUGUCAGAUGAUAUCCCUGAGACAUUCAAAUUCAAAAGAAGAGGACAUGGAGGAAAAUUUAUAAGCCAGUCGGACAAGCGGCAUGUGAUUAAAAAAGGAAGCAUGAUACGGUUUUCUGUUAAAAGGGUGGACACGGAAAUGAAUUGUCACAUAACUGGAUCUUUGAUGCCACCUCACACAGGAUGCAUGCGUUGGCUAUCAGUACAUGAUACUGAAUACGCAUCGGAAAUUAGCAGUGGUAAAAGGAAACCAAGGGAUCAUACUAAGAGCGAGCAGAAGGUACAAGAUUGCACAACUGCGAACCGCGAAGAUAGCGUGGUGAAUUCUGAACGACCACGCAAGUCCCGAAAGAGGGCUGUUGGGGAAUAA